AUGCGAAUUAGAACAAUGACGCUCAGAAACGGGAAGGCGGUUGCAAGAGAAGGCGCCGCGGAGACAAGCAGUGCGGCAGUAGUUGAGACUGCCAUGGAGUCCAUGUCGCUUGCAACAGGAGGCUCAUCUGGGCCGGAAGGAUCAGAAAGCAUGGAGGUUGAUGAGGAGACUCAAGCAACCCCGGCUAUGAAUCAAUCCGCCAGCAGCGGGGUGACUAUCGAUACUGCGAGAGCGCAGGUCAGGAACCUCGGAGCGAGGUUGAAUGCCCUCAUGAGUGAGCAAGCGGGAAUGGAGCUGAGAAUGGAGUUGCACCAGGAGGGUGGAUCCGUAGAGGACAAAGUCCAGCUCGCCCUUUUCGAGAGAGAUGCGGAGAAGUUGGCUAUUCAAGUGAAGAAGUGGACAGGGAUGGUUAAUCUCAUGCAGUUGGGAGAGACAGCAAUGGCCACGACUACUCCCGUUGGGAUGCAGGCGACAUCGUCAACUGUGCUGAGUGCGCAUAGGGAUGAUACGCUAGACGAUAAGUCAGUGGUGCUGAACUCGCUCAUGCCGCGUUACCAUCGCAAAGUUCCCGAUCACGAGAUGCCGAAGAUCGACCGAAAGUAUUCAGGUCCUGUUCGAACAAACGUUCGUAUGUUCCUGCAUGAGUUCAAGACGCAGGGGAAUCUGUCGUACGGCUCGAAGGUGUUUGCGGUCGUCUGCUAUCGUCUACUUGCCCUAGCGAAUAUGGACCAGAAGGUCAGGGACAAGUGGGACGAGCUCAGAGAAAAGGCGAAAGGAGAUCGUUGGUCCUGGGACAAGUGUGAGCAGGUGUUUGUCGAGUGCGCACUGUCCAUCCAUGAGAAGCAGACUGAAGUCGAGGACUUUGCACGACAGGGGCGCGAGAAAGGCGAGUCGUAUGCAGAAUUCGCGGCUAGGUUGCGUCGAUUGGUAGAGGUCUAUCGAGUUAGAGAGUUGGCCAAGCAAUCCGAUGUGGUUACCGCGCUGAAAAUGUCGAUCCCCUCAUUGGCGAUGACAGUCAUGCAGCAGGGUCUCAUUAUCAAGUUGCUUUUGGAGCACGUUGGAAUGGACGUACCUGAUACCAACAGUGUCGACUUCCUGAUGGAGGCUAUCCCCACUGCUUUGGGUCCAGAUGAUUGCAUGGAGUGGAAAGCCUUCAUCGAAGGGUCAAAGAAGGCGAGAGUGUUGAGGGAGGCUGACGAAACCAAGACCAACCAGGUUAAGCAGCAUCAGCAGCAGCAACAGAAGCAGGCCGUGAGCGGACAGGUGAGCGGAGGAGCCGCUACCAGUAAUGCCACCAUGUCUUCUGCUACCCCAGCUCAGCACUACCAACAGGGUCAGCCCAAUGGCCGUGGAGGUGGACGAGGUCGUGGUCGUGGUCGAUUCUCACAUCCAUACAGAGGAAAGAUCAAGUAUGGUGCUGUGGGUGUAAUCAAGGAAGGUGUUGUUGAUUGUGCUCUUGGUGCGUACGAGGUUGAGGACGACAAGGAUGGACUUUCUUUCGAAGAGUACACAUUGGUAAAUAACCCAAUGAUGACGUUGUACGAUGGUUACCCCCUUUUCGAAUUUGGUGACGGUGAUUUCGCAAUUGUGCAAAAGACGUAUGGAUCUGCCAGACGCAAGAAUCAACCAGACAAUCGUUUGUUUAUUCCCGUCAAGAUUCAUGGAGAUCAGCACCUUGCACUCAUCGACACAGGGGCAACACACUCGUUUAUCAGCGCCAGGAUCGUAAGUCAAUACGCAAUCCCGGUUAACAAGAUGACAGGAUGCAUCGAGUUAGCAGACUCUUCAACCAUUCAACGCGUCGGCGAGACCGAGAACGUGGAGGUGGUUUGUGGAUCGAACUUGCUUUGCGCACCAUACGAGGUUAUUGAUCAACAACAUGCCCUUACCAUUGCGUACCUUGGAGUGUCUGAUUCAUCGGCGUCGUCAAGGACCAGUUUGAGUUGA
Messenger RNA from Linnemannia hyalina, 1947 nucleotides. NCBI's taxonomy places the organism in Eukaryota, Fungi, Mortierellomycota, Mortierellomycetes, Mortierellales, Mortierellaceae. The record is from the annotation of a GenBank genome assembly.